AUGCCCUCGGAGGAGCUGACCCGCGCCAUGCUCUACGUGACCCUGACGGUGGUCGGCGUCCCCGGGAACCUGGCGGUGAUCUGGGCCUUCCUGCUGGCCCUGCACCAGGAGCGCCGCCUGCUCCCGGCCGACGCCAUCCUGCUGCACCUGGCCUCCGUCAACCUGCUGGUGGUGGGGGUGCGCUGCCUGCUGGAGACCCUCGCCUCUUUCCGCCUGGCCUCCGUGUUCGGCGACACGGGCUGCAAGUCGGUGAUCUUCGUGUACCGCACGGCGCGCUCCCUCUCCAUCUGGCUCACCUUCGUGCUCAGCGCCUACCAGUGCCUCAGCAUCGCGCCCCCGGGCUCGCGGUGGGCGGCGGCGCGCGCCCUGGCCGCCCGCUACAUGGCGGCCAUCUUCCUGGCGCUGUGGCUGGGCAACACCUGCAUGAGCUCGGCCGCCGUGCUCUUCUCCGUCGGCGCCGGCAACGGCUCCAGCCUGGGCAGCAACGGCAUCAACGUGCAGUUCUGCGUGGUGCGCUUCCCCACGCGGCUCUCCAAGGACGCCAACGGGGCGGUGCAGGUGGCCCGCGACGUGGUGCCCAUGGGCCUCAUGGCGACGGCCAGCCUCGUCAUCCUGGUCUUCCUCUACAGGCACAGCCGGCAGGUGAAGGGGCUCCGCUCUGGUGGCGGCGGCGGCGGCGGCGGCGGAGGUCGAGACGGGGCGGAGCGGCGCGCGGCGAAGGCGGUGGUGGCGCUGGUGACGCUGUACGUGGGGCUCUACGGCGUAGACAACGGCCUGUGGGUGCACACGCUGACGGUGAGGCGCACCAUGGGCUCCUCGCUGGUCUCGGACCUGAGGAUCUUCUUCUCGUCGCUGUACGCCGCCCUCAGCCCCGUGGUCAUCGUCGCCACCAACAGGAAGGUGCAGAGGAGGCUGAGGUGUGGCAGGGGGGAGAAGCACCGGGCGGAGAGCGCCACCGAGGCCACCGCCAUGUCCGCCAUGUGA
Messenger RNA from Gadus chalcogrammus (walleye pollock), 984 nucleotides. Its product is annotated as olfactory receptor class A-like protein 1. NCBI's taxonomy places the organism in Eukaryota, Metazoa, Chordata, Actinopteri, Gadiformes, Gadidae. Gene Ontology annotation, molecular function: pheromone receptor activity. The transcript has a single exon. The record is from RefSeq and is a predicted model, not a curated record. Gene Ontology annotation, biological process: G protein-coupled receptor signaling pathway. Gene Ontology annotation, cellular component: membrane. The coding region runs from base 1 to 984 and encodes 327 amino acids.